This is a messenger RNA of Colius striatus (speckled mousebird), 900 nucleotides long. Its product is annotated as basic proline-rich protein-like. The transcript has a single exon. Bases 1 to 900 code for a protein of 299 amino acids. Lineage: Eukaryota; Metazoa; Chordata; Aves; Coliiformes; Coliidae. The record is from RefSeq and is a predicted model, not a curated record.
AUGCCCGGUGCGGGCACGGCCACUCUCCCGGCCUCCGUGGGGCCGGAGCCCCGAGGCGCCGCGGGGCCGUGCCCGCCCGCUCCCGCCACGGCCGGCCCCAGACCCGGGAGAGAGGGGACUGGGGGGCGGGGAGGCCGCUCCUCGCAGCCGCCGCGGGACCCGGCCGCCCCCUCCCCGGCCGGCUCGCCUAGCCCGCGGGGCAAACGGCAACAGCUCGGCCGCCCGCCCGGCGCCCCCCGCGGCUGCGGCCCCACCGGAGCGCGCCGGCCGCACUCACCUGCACGGCGCCGGGCCCCUGCAGGGCUCCCCCCCGGGGGGCAGCAGCUGGGGCAUGGGCGGCCGGAGCAGCAGAGUCUCUCCGCACCGUCGCCCCCCCACGGCUCCGCGCCCCCGCCGCCACACAGAAUGUCACCGGAGGCCGCGGGGCUCCGCUGUGGGCGUCACUUCCUCCGUCCGCCGCCGGAGCAGCCGAGCGCCGCGCAGAGCGGCCGCCGCGCCCCACAGCGCCACCCCGCGGCGCCCAGCGGGCAGCGGCAGCGACGCGCGGCCACCCGCGCCCGGGCCCGCACACGCCGACGGGCACCCGCACCCCGGCACCCGCACCCUGGCACCCGCACCCCGGCACCCGUACCUCGGCAUCCACACCCGCACAACCCCACGGGCACCCGCACCCCGGCACCCGCACCUCGGCAUCCACACCCGCACAACCCCACGGGCACCCGCACCCCGGCACCCGCACCCUGGCACCCGCACCCGCACAACCCCACGGGCACCCGCACCCCGGCACCCGCACCCUGGCACCCGCACCCCGGCACCCACACACCUCAACAGGCACCUGUACCCCAGCACCUGCACUCACAGCCUGGCACCUGCACCCAGACCCGGGCCUGCAAACCCUGA